AUCGCCGGAUUUAGUCCCCACAACAAUCCUCGGACAUCGGUGCUAUUACAACCCCCAUUUUACAGAGGAGGAAACUGAGGGUCAAAGAGGCAUUGAGGCUGGGAUGUGAACUCCAGCCCAGUCCCACCUUUUCGCUGUGCAGUCAUACUGCUCUUGUGGUUUGUGGUGACUAGAGCCCGGAAGAGUUGGAGAAGGGGAAAGGGGUGAGGCGGAGGCUGGAGAGAUGGACUCCCCAAACACUGACGGGCUGCACGUGUCAGGUUAGGGGUUCUGGACUUGGCUGUGGCAGAAUGGGUGGGUAGCACCUUCUUAGGGUGGAGGUGGUGAGGUCAGAUGUGCUUUUUUGGAGAAGUCACUCUGGGACCAGAGAGGGGGAUCAGAGGGGGAGAGACUGAGGAAGGGCAUGGGGGUGUCCAGGGAAGAGGCCACCUCAACAGUGGGGGGCAGGCUGUGAGGCGGGAGCAGCAGGGCUCCCGGCGGCAGGGGUGGAUUCCAGACAGACGGUUCCAAGAUAGAGUCAACAGGGUGGUUGGCCGGCGGGAGUGAGGGGUGAGGAUUCAAACUUGGGUCACAGGAAGAUGCUGUUUAUUUUAUUCAUGCAUAGAGCAAACUUUUACCGAGCACCUACUAAGUGCCAGGUGCCGAGCAAAGUGCUGAGAACACAGAGAAAAAAGAUGGAAUUGGUAGGAAGCCAAGAAGGGAAAUGGGAAAUGCAGGAAGAGAAGAAGGAAGGGGGGAGAUGGUGAUGAGUUUGGUUGGGAAUGUAUUGAGUUGGAGGGGUGGGGACAGUUAUGUGGCAAUAUCCAAGGGGCAUUGGAUAAGGGAUCUGGGACUCAGCAGAGAGGCACAUUUGAGAUGCAGGAUUUAGAAAAUCAAGUCUUGAGCACAAACUUGGUAAAUUUACUGAACAUUAUUGAACUGUACACUUAAAAUGAGUUAAUUUUUGUGACAUGAAUUAUAUCCCAAUAAAGUUCAAACAUGCAACUAGGAAAAAAACCCCAACAAGUCUCAAAAAGUCAUGAAAACAGGGAAGGGGCGAACAUUCCAGGGGGAAGGCAGAGGGCAGGAGUGAAGGGGGGAGGGCAGGAGGGGGCUGGGGUUAUAACACGGUGUGGCUGAAUUUGGGCAGCUCUGAAGGAUGGGCCUGGCUCGCAGGCUAUUGAGCAUUGGCCCCCUGCAGGUGCUGCGGGAGGCUUUGCUUCCUAGACUGAAUCAAUCCUCCUGACAACCCCAGAAACGGGAUGCCAUCCUCAUUUUACAGUUGGGGAAACUAAGGUUCAGAGAGGUUAAGAAAGUUACCCAAAGUCACAUUGCCUUUAUUAAAGGAGUAGAAUCAGUUCAGUCCAGGUCUGUUGGUUCCAGAGUUUGGGCUUUUUUUUUUUUUUUUUAAAGAUUUUAUUUAUUUAUUUGACAGAGAGACACAGCGAGAGAGGGAACACAAGCAGGGGGAGUGGGAGAGGUUCUCGAUCCCAGGACCCUGGGAUCAUGACGAGCUGAAGGCAGUCGCUUAACCAACUGAGCCACCCAGGCGCCCCAGAGUUUGGGCUUUUAAUUAACACUCUGAUGUGCCCGGCUAGCUCAGUCGGUAGAGCAUGAGACUCUUAAUUAACACUCUGGACCAAGUUUUGCCACAUAUAACAAAUGCCCCAUCUGAGAAGAGGCAGGCAAUGGGCCUGGAACCUGGGAGCCCACUGCCCGGAGACCUGGGGCGGAGACACGGCGCCACAAUGGCGCCAUCUGCUGGCCCAGAUGUGGAGCUUAGCCGGCGAUGGGCAGGUGUUCAUUCCCCAGCUUGGCACAGUUCUGUUUUUCUGCCCUCUCCUCAACAUUGCUUCCUCCCACCAGGCCUGAGAGCUAGUAGACAGGGAUUAUUGUGUGGCCUCAAUUUACCAAUGAGGAGACCAAGGCUUAGAGAGGAGAAGAUGACUAGAGAAGUAGAGGAGGACCCAGGAUUCGAGUCCAUGUCCAUGAGAGGCUCUCCACAUCCUGUCUGUCCCCAGUGUGGGUUUGAUCCCCACAGUAUCCCCAAGGGCAUCCAGGGGCAUCUAGGUCAAGUCCCUCCCUUUCUGCUUUACUGAUGCGAAAACAGCUUCAGGCAGUGGCCUGACCUACCAAGGGGUGUCUUUGUGUUGGGGUUUGGCUUGCAGAGGUUACUUCAGGAUUGACAGGGAGCAUGCUGGGUUCUCAGGUUCUCUCUCCACUAGGGAACCUACGCUGGGCAGCAUUGCUCUUUGGAGAAAUGACUGCCCUUUCUCCUUCCAUAACCCCUCAGGUAUUGUGAGUCUCAGGUUCAGGAAGGAGGGAGGGGAGGAAAAAAAAAAAAAGGAGGCCCAGGUAGAAGAGAGGACAAUGAGCUGGGAGAGGGAGAGGCAGGACCCCUAAGGAAGGGAGAGGGUGGGGCCAGAGCAAGGCCAAGACGGAUGAUAAGGACAGCCAGGAUCCUAAGCUGAGCCACCACUACUGAGGGACAGGCACUGAGGCAGGUACUUUACAGGGAUAUGACCCUUAACCCUCUCAAUGACCCCAACAGACAAGAAGGAUUAUUACCCUCAUUUACAGUUGAGGAGCAAUAUGAGGGAGUUUGAAUAAUGUGCUCAAGGUCACAUGCAAGUAGAUAUGAAGCUGGCAUCUAAACCCAGGAAGCAAGACUCCCAGGAGAGAGGGAAUGAUGGAAAGCAGAGAGAAAGGGGCAACAAGUUAUUGGAACAGAGAUCAGGCUGGGUGUGGGGCGGAAGCAAAGGGGUCCUGCUGCUGGGGGGGUCUUGUCAUGGAGUGUAUGAAUAUAUAUGCGUCACAGGGAAGGUGCCUGAGAGUCUCUUGUCAUGUCUUGGUAACAGCCAUGGCCUGAGUUGUUGGGCUGUGGCUGAGCAAGCCAGGGUUGGUGAGUGGCCUUUCUUGUCCCCCACAUUUCUGGUUUGACUCCUAGUCAUCCUUCCCGACUCAGCUGAGAAGUCACCUCCCCUGGGAAGCUGACCCUGCAGAGGCUGGUUAAGGCCUGCCUCUCCGUGCCCCAGCUGCUCUGGCUCAGCCAGGAAUCAGCUCCCAGCAUGGGCAAAGAGAAGACCCACAUCAACAUUGUGGUCAUCGGCCAUGUGGAUUCGGGCAAGUCCACCACGACAGGGCAUCUCAUCUACAAAUGUGGUGGCAUUGACAAGAGGACCAUCGACAGGUUUGAGAAGGAGGCCUCAGAGGUGGGCAAAGGCUCCUUCAAGUAUGCCUGGGUGCUGGACAAGCUGAAGGCAGAACGGGAACGGGGCAUCACCAUUGACAUCUCCCUGUGGAAGUUUGAGACCAAAAAAUAUUACAUCACCGUCAUCGAUGCCCCAGGUCACCGUGACUUCAUCAAGAACAUGAUCACAGGGACCUCACAGGCAGACUGUGCUGUGCUGAUUGUGGCCAGUGGUGUAGGUGAGUUUGAGUCUGGCAUCUCCAAGGAUGGGCAGACCCGUGAGCAUGUACUGCUGGCCUAUACGCUGGGUGUGAAGCAGCUCAUCGUGGCAGUCAAUAAGAUGGACAUCACGGAGCCUCCUUACAGUAGCGCACGCUUUGAGGAGAUCAGCAAGGAGGUGAAGGCCUAUAUCAAGAAGAUCGGUUACAACUCUGAGGCUGUCGCCUUUGUGCCCAUCUCAGGCUGGCAUGGGGACAACAUGAUAGAACCCAGCACCAAGAUGUCCUGGUUUAAAGGCUGGAAGAUCACCAGGAAGGAAGGAAACAUGGUGGGCAUGACACUGCUAGAAGCACUGGACUCCAUCAUGUCCCCUGCCCGCCCUAUGGACAAGCCCCUGAGGCUGCCUCUGCAGGAUGUAUACAAGAUUGGGGGCAUCGGCACCGUGCCCGUGGGCCGGGUGGAAACAGGCUUCCUCAAGCCAAGCAUGGUGGUGACCUUUGCCCCCUGCAACAUCACCACAGAGGUCAAGUCUGUAGAGAUGCACCACGAGGCCCUGGCUGAGGCCCUGCCUGGAGACAAUGUGGGCUUCAAUGUGAAGAAUGUGUCGGUGAAGGACAUCAGGAGGGGCUACGUGGCGGGAGACAGCAAGAAUGACCCGCCCUUAGAAGUGGCAAGCUUCGUCUCCCAGGUAAUCAUUCUCAACCACCCUGGCAGCAUUACCACUGGCUACUCACCAGUCCUGGACUGCCACACGGCCCACAUUGCCUGCAAGUUUGCAGACCUCAGGGAGAAGAUUGACCGGCGCUCAGGCAAGAAGCUCGAAGACAAUCCCAAAGCCCUGAAGUCUGGGGACUCAGCCAUCGUUCAGAUGAUUCCACGAAGGCCCCUGUGUGUGGAAAGCUUCUCAGAGUACCCGCCCCUCGGUCGCUUUGCUGUGCGUGACAUGAGGCAGACCGUGGCUGUUGGGGUCAUCAAGGCUGUGGAGAAAAAAGCAGCGACUGGUGGCAAAGUCACCAAGUCUGCCAUGAAAGCAGCCAGGAAGUGAGUGGUGACAGCUACUCUAGGACUUUCUGGGAGAGGGGCAGCCCAGGAGGAGCCACAGCUGGAAAAGAACGGCUCAAGGAGAAGCCUUAGCUUACUCUUCUCUUGCCUGAACGGUCUUAAACCCGCCCCUGCUAAUGCACUUUUCUUUUUGCUGAUGAAUCUGAGGCAUGGGAAUAAAGCACAGCAAGUCUUUUUGCCUCUGCCUCUGACCUUGAUUGCAAGCAAGAAGGAAGCAGGUGGGGUGCUCAGUCUAAUUCUACCCCUCACCUUCCUUCUGGUGCCUGCCUGAGCAAAACCAGAGAGCUAGGGUCACAGGGAGGAAAAUGUGUAAAGGGGAAAGUGUAGGGCAGCUUUUGGCCCAGGCCAAGUUCAUCAGUUCCUAGAACAGGACUCUGGUGUUUUAAACUGCCUGACUUAAAUAGUGUCUAUAAAAGUUACUGAAUCUUCUGUGUGCCUUGCUUGUCUGUAAAAUGGGAAGAUAAU
This is a messenger RNA of Mirounga angustirostris (Northern elephant seal), 4915 nucleotides long. Its product is annotated as elongation factor 1-alpha, somatic form-like. Gene Ontology annotation, biological process: translation; translational elongation. The transcript is spliced from 8 exons. Gene Ontology annotation, molecular function: translation elongation factor activity; GTP binding; GTPase activity. The record is from RefSeq and is a predicted model, not a curated record. The coding region runs from base 3048 to 4433 and encodes 461 amino acids. Lineage: Eukaryota; Metazoa; Chordata; Mammalia; Carnivora; Phocidae.